Molecule: messenger RNA, 2108 nt
Organism: Rhea pennata
Lineage: Eukaryota; Metazoa; Chordata; Aves; Rheiformes; Rheidae
Gene: TTPA
Product: alpha tocopherol transfer protein
Exons: 5
Coding region: 1-831 (276 amino acids)
Biological process (GO): vitamin E metabolic process; vitamin transport
Cellular component (GO): membrane; late endosome
Molecular function (GO): lipid transfer activity; phosphatidylinositol bisphosphate binding; vitamin E binding
Source: RefSeq, a predicted model, not a curated record
AUGUGGCAGGGGGCGGCGGGCGGCGGGCGCCCCGGCGAGCCGCCCGAGCAGUCGCCGCGGGGCCGCGGCGCCCUGGCCGAGCUGCGGCGCCGGGCGCAGGCCGAGCCCGGGCAGCGCUGGCCGCAGCCCCUCGCCGACUCCUUCCUGCUGCGGUUCCUGCGAGCCCGAGAUUUCGACCUGGAGCCCGCCUGGCGGUUAUUGAAGAAUUACCAGAAGUGGAGAAUUGAAUGCCCAGAAAUAAGUGCAGAUUUACGACCAUCUUCCAUUCUUGGUCUUUUGCGAGCUGGCUACCAUGGAGUCUUGAGAUCAAGGGACCCAUAUGGAAGCAAAGUUCUAAUAUACAGAAUUGGACGAUGGGAUCCCAAGUUGUUUACAGCAUACGAUGUGUUUCGAGUAAGUCUUAUCACAUCUGAACUCAUUGUAAAGGAGAUCGAGACUCAGCGAAACGGAGUCAAGGCCAUUUUUGAUCUGCAAGGAUGGCGAUUUGCUCAUGCAUUUCAAAUCAGUCCAGCAGUGGCCAAGAAAAUUGCUGCCGUGCUCACAGAUUCCUUUCCACUGAAAGUUCGAGGUAUCCACUUGAUUAAUGAGCCUUUAUUCUUCCACCCAGUCUUCGCUCUAAUUAAGCCUUUUCUCACUGAAAAAAUAAAAGAACGGGUGUAUAUGCAUGGAAAUAACUAUAUGCAGAGUCUGACUGAACACUUCCCUGUUAGCAUUCUUCCACAAGAAUAUGGCGGAGAGGAAGUCUCCAUUGACGUGCUUGCUGAGGAAUGGACUAACUUCAUAAUGGCAUCCGCAGAUUAUCUUCAGAAUAUUUCUCUGGUUGCCCAGUAGUAACCCUACUACAAUAUUAUAUAAAUUCCUGGUGACUGGAAGUGGAAAAAGUUUAAUCUGAAAUAAUACACAUAAACUUGAAAUUAUUGUAAAUAAAACCAGUAAGUCUUUGCAGGGUCCAGAGUAUCAUAUUAACUGCACUUUUAUACUAACUAGCGUAUAUAAGUAUGUACAUCGGAAGGGAUUAAUGAAUUCUGUAUGUUUGCAGUACUGUUUGUGAUUGAUUAACUUGUGUGCCAAAAAUAGGCCUAUGUGCUGGAUAUCAGAAAUUGAUAUUGCUCCUGUUAAGUCUUUGGACACUACGAACCUGUAAUAAUACAAUACAGAAUCUUAUGCUUAUCUCUUGUAUCUUGGCUUGUGAAGAUGAUAGGAGUCAAAGCCUUUUUUGGAUUUAAGAGAAAUGCAGAAUGUGAAUGGGGUAGAUCAGUUUGUUGGGGAAGUAUUAUUACAGGCAUAAUUGCACAAGGAGUGAAAAGCAGCUGCUUUUUGGACUAAUUCUCAGGGAAAUGGCUGUUCUGUUAGUUUACACUGCUGAGAUUGCACUGUCAAAUUGAAGAUUAGUCAGCAAUAGUGAGACAUUUCUGUUUCUUUGUGCUGCUAAGUACAAAACGGGAAGCUUUAUUAAUUGACACAAUUUGCCAAUUUUAUAGAGGAAGAUAGAGAAAAUGCAAUGUACACAUUCUUUAAAAGACAGUAUGAAUCAAGAGGAACAUAAAUUCUGACUUUGUUUCUUUAAAGAGUUGCUCUAUAUGGAAAAGCUAUAAGCAACUUAGAUUAUGAACAUCUUUAAUUGCUAUUGUGGAGCUCUAUAGAGGUCAAGAGAGCUGUUUGCAGUAUCAGAUUGUGUGUUUCAGAGGCUGAAGUAGAUUAUCAUUUGUGGACCUGAACUUUAGAAAUGGGUUGUGUAGUUUAAUGAUGCUUUGUAGGUCACUUCAGAGCUCAGCCUAGGAGAUGGUGAAUAUCUUCAUUUUAUUUUCAGAAAGGUAAUUGGCAGCUUGCCAACCUGUUGGGCAUCUUCUGUUGGGCACUGGAAGAAUUGGUUUUUCUUUUUUUGCAGAGCCAUCUCCUCUCUUUCUGCAAGGGCAAUAGAGAAAAAAAAUCUGUCUAUACUUACUGAAAACAGAUUUUUUCCCAAAGGGCACAACUGAGAUACAAACACAGUAUGUGGGAAAACUGUCAUUCACAUUACAUAGCAAUAUCAUCUUACAUUCCUCAAGAUUUAAUAAUCUAAAAGGUGAAUUUACUUUCCACUCAGCUUUCUUUUAAAAUUUGUUAGU